This is a messenger RNA of Mytilus californianus (California mussel), 1692 nucleotides long. RefSeq names its product nose resistant to fluoxetine protein 6-like. The record is from RefSeq and is a predicted model, not a curated record. Bases 1 to 1671 code for a protein of 556 amino acids. Gene Ontology annotation, molecular function: acyltransferase activity, transferring groups other than amino-acyl groups. The transcript is spliced from 11 exons. NCBI's taxonomy places the organism in Eukaryota, Metazoa, Mollusca, Bivalvia, Mytilida, Mytilidae.
AUGAAUAAAGCACUGAAUGUACGGAACAUAUUAGACAAUCUUCAGACAUUUUCAGAUGAGUUGUACAAGUUUUCAGAACUAUCUGAUAGUGUUAUAAUUGGAAAUACCACUAAUGUUUAUGGUUUUAAUGUCACUUCGACUUUAAACCAGAACACAGAUAUUAAUUCUUUGCCUACAACGGUUUAUGCAACUCCUACACAAAGUGAUUCCACACUUGCAAAGGAAACACCAACUGUUCCCGUAACCACAGAGUCAAUGGCAACAACAGUUCUACCCGUAACAGUGACUCCUUCUAAUUCUCCAGUGAUAACCAGUUCAACCCCACCCUUACUUAAGGUGAAUGCACUCUGCUUGAACCAUACACAAAGUAUUCUUGGGGGAUUAUUUGGAGGAAAAAAAUGGGCUAUGCAAAUGUUGGAUGCUUUGGGAAAGCCUCCUGCAGGUUUACUUGGUGGACAAUUUGCCUGGCUUGGUGAUUAUGACGAAUGCAUUGGAUUUCUUGGAAAGUUACUUCUGUCAUUUUCUGUUUACACAAAUGGAGCUAAGAUAUUGAGUACAAACCACGGUUCUGGCACGCUAACCGCUGUCAACGGUAUACGGUUUAUCAGCAUGAGUUGGGUUAUUCUAGGACACACAUACGCAUUUGGCCUGUACUCAGUAGGUAAUAUUGGUACGCUUUAUGGAGCACUGCUAAAGAGAAAAACAUUCAUGGCAAUUGGCAAUGCUGAGGUAUCAGUAGAUACCUUCUUCGCUUUAAGUGGUACCUUACUAACAUACGUAGUUCUAAAUCAACUGAAGAAGCAAAAAGGCAAACUGAAUUGGUUUAUGUUUUAUUUUCAUCGGUUUUGGAGGUUAACCCCUCCAUAUAUGUUAAUUAUGAUGGUGCAGAUAUGUAUCUCUAAAUAUCUGGGAAGCGGACCCAUGUGGUUAACAAAUGGCUUCGAAAAGAAGUACUGUAAAGAUACGUGGUGGUGGAAUCUAUUAUACAUUAAUAAUUUCAAGACUGCUGCAGAAGAGUGUUUUGGCCAUGCAUGGUAUUUGGCAAAUGAUAUGCAGUUUUAUGUUAUAAGUCCACCUAUUUUGCUUGCUCUUCAUCAUGGAGGUGACUAUUUUGAUGCUUAUUAUCAAAUGCCAUACUGUCGAAUUGGACCAUACCUGGUUGGAAUGUACACAGGCUACAUUCUUUACACAACGAAAUGCAAAUGUAAAAUAAAUAAGUUUGUAAAUAUAACUAUAUGGGCGGUGUUUGCUGCGUCAGCUUUAGCUGUACUUUAUGGUAUAUAUGACGAUAUAAAUGGUGAUCAACUAUCCACGGGUGUUGCCGCACUGUACAAUGUCCUACACAAAACAGUGUGGGGUGCUGCUGUCUGUUGGGUGAUAUUUGCAUGUGCUACUGGAAAUGGAGGUUUCGUAAAUACAAUUUUGUCUUGGAAAGGAUUUGUACCUUUGUCUAGACUAACAUACUGUGCCUACCUGAUACAUCCACUUGUUAUGUAUUGUUACUACAAAUCACGAAAACAGUUGUUGUUUUGGGAUGAUCAUGAAGUGAUAUACGAAUUUUUUGCACAUCUUGGGAUGGCUUAUGCAGUUGCAUUUGUGGCCUCACUGGUAUUUGAAUCACCAAUGAUGGGAUUGGAAAAAGUGGUGUUUAGGAAAGACAAGAAGAAAUAAGAACUUUGAAAAUGAAUAUGA